Molecule: messenger RNA, 2532 nt
Organism: Myotis lucifugus (little brown bat)
Lineage: Eukaryota; Metazoa; Chordata; Mammalia; Chiroptera; Vespertilionidae
Gene: ARHGEF38
Product: Rho guanine nucleotide exchange factor 38
Exons: 14
Coding region: 1-2340 (779 amino acids)
Biological process (GO): intracellular signal transduction
Cellular component (GO): cytoplasm
Molecular function (GO): protein binding; guanyl-nucleotide exchange factor activity
Source: RefSeq, a predicted model, not a curated record
AUGGAGCCAGAAGAAGCCAAUGGGAAAGGAAACAUGGGCACCAAGAAAAAGAACCUGAACUUCUUGAGGUCCCGGCUCUACAUGCUGGAGAGAAGGAAGACUGACACUGUGGUUGAGAGCAGUGUUUCUGGGGACCACGCUGGUACCCUGAGGAGGAGCCAGUCUGACAGGACCGAAUACAACCAGAAACUGCAAGAAAAGAUGAGUCCACAGGCCGGGUGUGCGGCGGAGACCCUGACGCAGGAGGAGGAGGAGGAGCAGCAGACGCGGAGGAUGAUGGCGAGGCGUUCCAAAAUCAUCGAGGAGCUGGUACAGACGGAAAGGGACUAUCUCAAGGAUCUAGAGCUGUGCAUUAAGGAAGUGGUUCAGCCCUUGAGAAAUAAACAGAUUGAUCGGCUGGACGUGGAUAGCUUGUUUAGCAAUAUUGAAUCCGUGCAUCAGAUAUCAGCCAAGCUGCUGUCAUUGUUGGAAGAGGCCACAGCAGACGUGGAACCGGCCAUGCAAGUAGUCGGAGAAGUGUUCUUGCAGAUUAAAGGGCCGCUGGAAGAUAUUUAUAAAAUCUACUGCUAUCACCAUGACAAAGCGCACAGUGUCCUCGAGGCCUAUGAGAAGGAGGAGGAGCUGAAGCAACAAUUGAGCCUCUGCGUCCAGUCCUUACAGAACAUAUACAUUCAAGAAGGCAAACCGAACCUAACUAACAUGAGCUCCUUGUUGAUCAAACCAAUCCAGCGUGUGACGAAAUACCCCCUAUUACUGUGCGAACUUCGCAAUUCUACCCCUCCCUCUCACCCAGACUUCAGAGCCCUGGAGGACGCCUGUGCUGCUGUGAAGGACAUCAAUGUAAACAUCAAUGAACUGAAAAGACGGAAAGAUUUAGUUCUAAAAUACAAGAAGAAUGAUGAGGAUGAAUCACUUAAAGAUAAAUUGUCGAAACUAAAUAUUCACUCAAUUAGCAAGAAAUCAAAGAGAGUGACAAAUUAUCUCAAGAUUCUGACCAGAGGAGAAUCACAGGUGAAAGACAACACCUUUAAUAGAGAAGAAAAGCUAUUUAGAUCUUUAGAAAAGACCGUGAGGCACUGUGUGAAGAACAUUUCAUUCUGUCUUCAACACAUACAGGAUGCCAUGCACUUUGCCCUGCAGAGCAUGCUGGAGCUCCAGGAGAUUUCAUGCACCAAAGAUGAGGAAGAGGGGGGGCACCCAGAGGCCCCGAGGAAUGGCCCAUAUCCCUGUGAUGACUUUGCAGCUCACUUACAGAAGCUCGUCCUGACGCCCCUGUCAGCCCUGCUGUCCCUGUUCCCAGGGCCUCAGAAACUCAUCCAGAAACGCUAUGACAAGCUGCUGGACUACAACAGCUACCUGCAGCGGGCAGCAGGGGAGGAGUCAGACUUGGCCAAAAAGGAGUACGAGGCCCUCAACGCCCAGCUUGUGGAGGAGCUCCAGGUGUUCAACCAGGCCGCACGCAAGAUUCUGUUGAACUGUCUGUGCAGUUUCAUCACCCUCCUCCGGGACCUGACGCUGGUGAGACAGCAGCUGUAUUCCACGGUGGUGCCGGUACCAUUGUUGGUUUCAGACAUCUCUGAAAUGCAGAACAGAGUGCUAGAAGAGGUUCAAAAUCUGAAUUUUAUAAAGGACAACAGUGCCACCUUUAUUGAGAGAAAACUUAGUUUUGAAAAGAAGAAGCCUGUGCAAGUUCCGCCAGAAGUGCCGCGUCAAACGGACACUCACCGCUCCAAACUUCUGUCCACAUACACUACCGAGGAACUCUACCAAGCUAAGCGCAAAUGCAAUGCUACACAAGAAUAUGACAUCAAUCUUCUGGAAGGGGAGUUGGUGGCUGUGAUGGAACAGAAAGAUCCACUGGGGAGUACGAGCAGGUGGCUUGUUGACACAGGAAUUAUUAAAGGAUAUGUGUAUUCUUCCUUCCUAAAACCCUACAAUCCGGCCAAGGCGCAGAAGGUGGGUGCUGAGAACAGGUCCUGUGAUGAUGACUUUGAUAACAUCAGCCUCUUUGUGUCUUCGCGGCGAACUAGGGGCAGUGUCACAAGCACCCCAGAAGGUAGCAUAAGUGACAGCAGCUCCUCUCUGAGCGGCACAUGUGGAAAGUUUGAAACAAACGGCACUGAUGUUGACAGCUUUCAAGAGGUAGACGAGCAGAUUUUCUAUGCAGUUCAUGCCUUUGAAGCACGGAGUAACUGUGAACUCAGCCUUCAGGAAUACCAAAGAGUUCAUAUACUUAGAUUUUGUGAUCUGAGUGGCAAUAAAGAGUGGUGGUUAGCUGAAGCUCGAGGGCAGAAAGGAUAUGUGCCAGCUAACUACCUUGGAAAGAUGACUUACGCUUAAGAAAAUCAGACUUCUGGCUUACUUAAAGUGAAGAUAUUCUGAAUGUGUUCUUUACCAUCAUGAAAGGUUGACUCUAAGGACAAGGUUUUUUUCAACUUACUGUAUUUUAUUUUUCUGUAUUAUGUAUUUCACCAUAAAAAUGUUGUUUUUCGCGUCUCUUUGUUGCACAUCCUUACACACACAUAUCCUAUA